AUGUAUGAUGCGAACGCGACGAUUUGCUCGUCGGUUCACAGCGCGUCGCUGACGCUUUUUUCGCAGGAGGAGGUGCGCGCACUCUCCUCCUGCCGAGUCUCCGACACGAACGUUUUCCUCAGUCCGCAGGACUCCCUCGGAUCUUCCUCGCUGUCUGCGGCCUUCUCUGCGGCGCGCGGCGGCUCGCCGGUCGCGGUGGCGGCGGGGCUGCACGACCCGAGGCUGGGGAGCAUCGACGGCCGAGACAUUUGCGAAACAUGCGGCUGCCGCAGCGACUGUCCAGGGCAUCUGGGACACGUCGAGCUCGCGCUCCCCGUCUUCCAACCGAUCUUCCUUCCUGCCCUCGUUAAAGUGCUGAAACUGUCCUGCCUCCACUGCGAGCGCCUCCGUGUUUCUUCUUCAGUUUCCUCGCUGUUUGUUAAAGCCUUUGAGCUGCUGCAGUUCGGGUUUCUUGAUGAACUGGAAGAUGUCUCGCGUCUGGCUUCGUCGUCGCUCCGGACUGGGUCUCGCAGGCCCGCCGCAGGUCUGCUGCUCCCCCUCAGUCAGCGCGCGGCGCUUGUUCGCAUCUUCCAAAAGCUGGAGACCGAGCUCGGGCGGCGAGCAGGCCGCAAGGAAACGGCCGUCCGGCGGGGCGACAGCGACGAGAUGAGCGCCGACGAGGCUCUUUCGGGCGCGGAGGCGGACGCCCACGACUGGCGCAAGUCGGCGGCGCGCGCCGAAGGCAAGCAGGGCGACAAAGGCGACGCGGAGAAGCAGAAGGAGGCGCAGGAAAUGAAGCGCAUGACGCGUCUGCUCGAGGGCUUGACCGAUCUGGAGAAGGAAGAAAAUCGCAACUUCCUGCAGACCUUCGGCGACGACAUCUCCAAGAGCGCCUGGCUCGUCGCCUCCUGGCGACGCCUCAGACAUCUUCUCUGGACGCGCGCCUCAGGCAGCAGCGUAUGCGCCAACUGCGGCCGCACGAAUGCAGUGACUUACCACGUGGCUCCGCAGUCGACGGGCGUGGAGAUGCGGUGGAAAUGGACGGGCUCGCCGCCGUUUGACAAACACAGCGCGUUUUUUUCUUUCGUGCGCGACGCGACGAAGCGACGCGAUGACAAAGCUGGAAAGAACGCAGAGGGACAGGACGACUUCGCGGUCACGCUGUUCGAUGAGAGAUGUCUAACUUACGGCAGAAGCGGCCGCGCCGUAGGGAAGCUUCACUUGCAUGCCUUCCAGCUCAUGCCGCUCCUUCAGAAUAUUUUCAAGCACUCGGUCGACCGCUGCCUGCUUAACUGUCUCUUCCCCAUGACGAUACGCUUGAGUUCCGCUUGCUUCUUCAUUUCGUCGCUGCCGGUCUCCGCGAGCAAGUUCCGCCCGCCGCUGGCUGGCGGCGCGGCGUUUGGGCGCGAAGGCGGGGGCGGCAUGCCGAUUCUGCAUCCGCGGACGGGCACGCUGCUUGAGCUGCUCAAAACCAACGAGCAAGUUCAGUUCGCAGUGAACAUCAUGAAGCACCCCGACCCCGUGGGAGCGCUGGAAAACCCCGAGUGCUGGGGCGAGCUCUUCGGCUACGGGCGCGCGGCGACGGGCGCCGGCGGAGACCGCGAGGCCGAGGCGGACGACGGUCAGAGUCAGCGGAAGAAGGCGCGCACGCAGGACGGCGAGGAUGGGAAGGCGCCUGAGGCGGCGGAGAAGGCGAGCAGCAUUGCGUCUGUCCUCAGUCAGGACGAACAGAACAAACUGCGGGAAUUCGUCCUUGUUCAUGCAGCAGGCAACGCGGCGUGGCUGACGAGCUACGCCAUUCAGCUGCAGCAGCGCGUGAACGAAAUCGUGGACAAGACCAAGGCCGAAAAACCGCAAUCGGCGCCGGCAGGUGUGCGGCAGUGGAUGGAACGCAAGGCAGGGACGAUUCGGCAGAAGUUGAUGGGGAAGCGUGUCAACUACGCUGCGCGCACAGUCCUGGCCCCAGACGCUCUGAUCGCGACAAACGAAGUCGGCGUUCCGCUCGACUUCGCCAUGAAACUCAGCAUUCCUGAAAAGGUGACGCCUCGCAACGCGCACGUGCUGUCUGAGAUGGUCAUAAACGGCGCGCACAAGCACCCCGGAGCCCUGGCGCUGAUGGACGACUCAGGGAACGUAUUCAACUUGGAGUUUCUGUCGCCUGCGACGCGCCGGGCGAAGGCUCACCAGCUGCUGCUUUCUGCCUCUUCCUCGUCCUCCGCGUCCUCUUCUUCAGAGGCGCCGACCCCGAGCGGGAGCUACACAGUCUACAGGCACGUGCUUGACGGCGACGUUGUCCUGAUGAACCGACAGCCGUCGCUGCACCGCGUUUCGCUCAUGGGACACUUUGUGAAGAUCACGCGCGGCGUCAGCUCUGUUUACCACAUCAACGACUAUCUGGUGCGCAACCACAUGCUCCACCUGCUUCUCGAAACUCGUGGGAAGAAGCAGAUUCGGGAUGCGGACACGUCCGACGGCGAAGACGCCGAGGCGCGCACUGCCUCAAAAAGAAAAAGCUUGAUCCACUACUCGGGUCUCUUCAAAGGCAAAAAGAAGAGCCACAGGGCGACUGAGGAAGCAGACGGCAGCAAGGCUGGACACGAGAACUACGGUUUGACAAAGGAAAAUGUCUUCCGCCUCAACUUCGUCAACUGCAGCAGUUACAACGCUGACUUCGAUGGCGAUGAAAUGAACAUGCAUUUGCCUCAGGAUCCUCUCGCUCGCACCGAGGCCGCCUACAUCCUGAAUGCAGACUGUCACUUCUUGGUGCCGAAGAGCGGCGAGCCUCUCCGCGGUCUGAUUCAGGAUCUCUGUUUGGCCGGCUGUCUGCUGACAGCGCGAGACACCUUCCUCGACAUCCACAGUUUCCAGACGCUGGUCUACGCAGGCCUGUCGUGUUACCUGGACGCAGGCCCGGGGCGAAUCGUCCUCGACCGCGGGCGCCCCGCGCCCAGCGCCUUGCACGCGUCGGACGUCGCGUCGCUUUCGCAGACGAAAGACGAGGAGCUGGACAAGAAGGGCGGCGGCGAGCGCGAGCGCUUCAAGGCCCCGGGCGACCCGUACCGCAACCAGCUGCUGGACGCCCGCAGCGGGCGAUCAAAGCUGCACAUCGAGCCGCCGGCGAUUCUCUGGCCUAAGCAGAUGUGGACGGGAAAGCAGGUCAUCACCUGCAUCCUAAAGACUCUCGUCGACGGCAUGGCUGCCACGCGCUUCUCACAGUGCAAGAACUCGCGGAAAACCGGCCGCGGCGCGCGCGGCGCUGCGGGAGACACCGAGGCCUGCGACGACUGGCUGAACCAGUACGAAGGCGUCAACCUGACAGGAAAGGCCAAGACUCCCGGAGACGCCUGGGGAGGCGCUGAAGACGGAGACAAAGAAGAAGAAACUGUCAUUAUUCGCAACUCGGAGCUUCUUCAAGGCGUCUUCGAUAAGGCUCAAUUCGGCCCAACAGCUGGCGGUCUUCUUCACUGCGUGUUUCUGCUUCUCGGCGGCGCGGCUGCGGGCCUCCUCUUCCAGUCGCUUGCUGCGCUUUUCUGCGCAUUCCUCAAACUCAGGGGAGCGACCACGUCGCCUGCGGAUUUCGUGAUGCGCCGAGAGGGAGAGCUGCAGAGACAAGCCCUCGUGCGCCAAGUUAUCCAGGCGGGCACGUAUUUGCAGGAGCACUUCACCUCGCGCAUGAACGCGCUGAUGGGAUGGAAAGACGAGGGAUCUGACAAUCCGCUGCUGCCGAAGCUGGCUGCGACUCCGCCGCCUGCAGCCGCGGCGACCAAGGCGGGCGCGCACGACUGUGAUAUGGAGGACGGCGAGCCGCCCGUCACGUCCAAGACGCGUGCGCUGCUUCAGAUGCUCGCAGCCUCUGUUGCCUCGAAGGAAGAGGCAAAGGAGGGCGCGAAGCCGCGCGAGGAGGACGCGUCUCUCGAAGGCGCGCUGAAAAUCGAGAAACUGAAUCUAGCGCGGCUCUCCGAUGCUGCGGCGUACGCCAUGCGCCUGCAGGGCGACGCGCAGGCAUCGUCUCUCCCAGGGCCUGAACCGGACGCACGUGUGAAGCAAGAGAAACACGCGCGGGAAGACGGGCACGAAAGCGGUCUAAAGGUGAAGAAAGAGCGAAACUGCGCGACCGGCGAAACAGGGGCACCUUCGAGCGGCGCAAGCGGGACAGCCGCGCUCCCCGUGAACCCAUGGAUUCUCUCGCGCUACCUCAGGACGCCGAACCUCUUGGAGGCCUCGGGCAACCUGCCGAGCCGCAAACGCGUCUGCGAAGAGUUGAAGGCGCUCAUUGAAACCAUGAAAGUUAUCCAGCGCCAGUGCCACACAGUCACCCGAAAGGAGCUUCUCUAUUUCCUCGCGUGCUACCCCAGCCUUCAGUAUCAGCUUCCCCAUCUCGCGCGCGUUUUGGGCUCCGAGCGGCUGCUGUCCACGCAGCAGCGAGUGAGCCGCGCGGCUGGAGCUGGCGACGAAUCUGAGGGACGCGAAGUCACUCAGCAGGGCUCUCUGCUCUUCCCUACGCCAAACAAAGUGGUGUCUCUGCCGAAUGGCGGCUCGAUCCAGGGCGACGCGGCGCUGCUGCAGAAGAAGCUCUACCAUCCUUCGUGGUUGUGGGCGGGUGAAGGCGGGAACAGCGCCUCGGCUGCGAGCUCGGACGCAGCUUUCUCGAUGGCUGCGAAUAUUUUCGAAGGGACGGAGAGAUACGUCUUGAAGAGCGCAAAGAGCGCCGGCAUCGCAGGAGAGGGUCCCGGCGAGCAACUGAGGGCCUUCCUUAUGCCUUCGCUUCUCACCAUCCGGCGUAUUGGCGCCUUAUAUACAGAGCAUUUUCGAGGCCGUGAAGACACGUUCAACGAAAUGCUGGAUGCCUUCUUCCAGUCGGCGAUGGGCAAGGUCGCUUCGAAGUCGACAGAUAUCAUGAAGGGAAAUUAUUUUCUUUACCGCUUCCCUCACAAUGGUUUCGCCUCGAUGAUCAAGAGUGGCUCCAAAGGGAGCAACGUCAACUUCGCUAUGAUUUCUGUCUUCCUCGGUCAGCAGUCUCUCGAGGGACAGAGAGUGAAGUUCAUGACAAGCGACCGGUCUUUGCCUGCCUUCUUGCCGUUUGAUUUUGGAAGUCGCGCGCGCGGCUUCAUCACGUCUUCCUUCUUGUCAGGUCUGAAGGAAGAGGAGUACUUUUUCCACUGCAUGGCUGGACGCGAAGGGCUCGUGGACACUGCCGUGAAAACCGCGAAAAGUGGCUAUCUGCAGCGCAGUGUGACGAAGGGUUUGGAAGCCCUCACCGUGCGCUACGACGGAAGUGUGAGAGACGCUGACGACUCGAUUGUCCAGUUCGUCUACGGAGACGACGGCAGGGACCCCGCCCACCGACUCACCUUCGAGAAGACUCAAAUGCUUUUGGAGAAUCCCGCGAUUCUGCAGCGGGUGUACGCGCCCCCUGCACAGCUUAGCUCCUCUGUCAGGGCCUCGAAGAUCGAGGCAGAGCUGAAGGGGGCAGAGGACGUGGAGGAAGAUGUUCGCAGCUUCAAAGAGUUCGGCUCGCCUCUCACGCGACUCGGCGUCACGUCCUACCAGUUCGAAAACGACAUGCAAGAACUCGUCGCCACAGCAGUGGCUCGCUACGACGCACUCCGCGCAUCCUACGCCUUGGCGCAGGCACCGCUGCGUCAGAAAAAGAAGAAGCUGGCCUACGAUGCCGGCGCAACUUCGGCUCGCGGGGCGAAGAGGAUCGGCCUCGAGCGGGACGAACUGGAAGAUAUUCUCCGGGUUGUGUACCACAAAUGCUGCAUGCCACCUGGCGAAGCCGUUGGCUGCGUCGCUGCGCAGUCCAUUGGAGAGCCAGCGACGCAGAUGACGCUGAACACUUUCCACUUGGCCGGACACGGGGCUGCGAACGUGACCAUGGGUAUCCCGCGUCUUCGCGAGCUUCUGCAGCAAGGCGCAGUUACCAAAACGCCGAUUUUGUACAUUCCCCUGCGGACCGCGGUCAAUCGGCUCCCAGACCGAGACUGCAGCGCGUCCGACGCGCGAGGCCGAGAAGAAGACGCGAGUCGCAUCCUCGUCAGGAACGCCGGCAUCGCCCUGCGAAGCUUCACAUCCAUCGGUCUCGCCGACUGUGUGCACAGCGUCGGUGUGGAGGCGAAUGUGUGCUACCAGCCGCCGGACUGCCCCAGAGGCUGUCCGGCGUUCCACCUCCCGCCCUACGUGCCUGGACCGAACUCGCCCUCCUCGGAGCCCACGGCGCCGUCCUCGCGGCUCUACUGGCAGUACGAAGUCUGUUUGCAGCUGGAGAACCUCGCGCACUUCUCCCAGGUGGUCAAGAGCUUCACGCCGGCACAAAUUUGCACGCUGGUGCUGCGCAAGAUUCUGCGGACGUUUUUGAAGAAGGCUCACCGUCUGAUGGUGGCGGCCGUCGCCCACCACGGUCGAACGGACUUUGCAGAGGCCAGGAGCGACUUGCAGGCCUUUUUCCAGAACGCGAUUUGCCAAGACAACAGGCUGACUCAGUGGGAUCAUCGCUCCAAGGUGAAGGAAAUUCUUCGCACCGCCCGCGUCGCUGACAGCGUCGCUGCGGACGGCGCGGACGACGAGCUCUUUGCAGCCGCCGGCGCCUCGCGAGCCGCGCGCAACGAAGACCGGGAGGAAGGAGACAGGAAACGUGCAGACGACGAAGAGAAAGACGAGGAAGAACGUGGACGCGAGAGCAGUGAGGACGAGGAAGAGAAGAAGAAAGAGGACGACGGAGAGGACGAAGACGAAGACGGCGAACGAGGCGAGGAUGGCCGCGACAGUGGAAGCGACAGAAGUGACGCGGAAGGCGAUGACCAGGACCGCAGGAAAUCGAAACGCCGCCGCGGCGAGCACCUCGCCUCGAAGCCAGGUCUCUUGCACAAGAACGCGGGCGGACCGCUGUCUGAGGACGACGGCGACGGCGACGAAAGCGGCACCGACUCGGGCGACGAAGACGAGAAUUCGUCGAGUUCGGAAGAGGACGAGGAAGAUGACGUUGCCGACGACAGCCGAAACAAAGCAUUGAACGCGGCUCAGAAGCGCGCGAAGCCGGAGAGACAGGAGGAAAGAGUAGACUUCUACGGCGCCAUGUUCUCGCCGAUGCUCCUCUCGUUCGCGCGUCUCAUCAAAGGGGAGAGCUUCGAUAUGAACAGCCACCUCUUCGUCCGCCAGGACAAGAACAAAGGCGCAAGCGCGAAGAAGAGUUCCAUGGUCGCUCCCGCACCUGUCGAGGCCGACGCGCUCUGGACCGAUGGACGGAAGUACAAGGGUUUCGUCCUUAUCACACGAGAUGUCGCCUCCAUUCUGCACGAAGUUGUUGUCUGCCGGCGCACAUGGCGCAUCAUUCUGAAAUUCGGUUGGCCUUUCGAGCGCUGCCCCUACCGACUUGAACUUCUUCCGCUUCUUACGGGACUCCUGAAGAAAUGCAAGAUGCAGGAGCCUGAGGGCGUUGCCGCGCCUCGCAUUGUCCAGGGCGAAGGGUGUGUGACGAAGCAGAAGGUUGAGAUCCAGUGCGAGGGGUCGAACUUUGGAUGGAUCCAUCGCAUGAAGGACGAGGCGAUUGAUCACAAUGGAAUCCUGACGAAUGACGUACGAGCGGUUUUGAAGUACUACGGCAUUGAAGCGGCACGAGUGUGUCUGGCAAGAGAACUCGAGCGGGUCUUCUCAGCGUACGGUAUCAAGGUUGACUAUCGUCACUUGGCUUUGAUAGCAGAUUUCAUGACGCAUGACGGGACGCUUCGUCCUUUCAAUCGACUUGGCAUGGCCAGCUCAAAUGCUCCCUUCCUCCAGAUGUCCUACGAGACGUCGUUCAAGUUCCUCACAGAGGCUUGUGAACGGGCAGCCGUCGAUUCGCUUUCGACGCCAUCCGGUAGCUUGGUCGUCGGCGCACCAUCUGCUAUUGGAUCGCAGCAGCAUCAGGUGUACACGCAGCUUCACCCCAAUUUGCACAGGCAACGGGACUUGUUCUCAUUCUCGAGAAAGAGCCGUGCCACGUGUCAAGAGAGCUCCACGGGAAAGUUCAAGAAUGAGUGUGAAUCGGUCUCUGGAAAAAGGCCAUGCCGAGUAAAGUCGGAAAACACGUCAAACGCCGAAAAGGGCAGCCCGGAAGAAAUUGAAGGAGUGACGAAGGAAAAAAGCGCCAAAAGAAAAGAGGAGCGGGGGGACUCGGCCUUGUCGAAUGAGGUUUUUCAGACGGGGACAACUGAGUCAGAUGAGGGCGCAAGAAAGAAGAAGAGAAAGCGCAAGGCGUUUGAUUUCAUUUAG
Molecule: messenger RNA, 8229 nt
Organism: Besnoitia besnoiti
Lineage: Eukaryota; Apicomplexa; Conoidasida; Eucoccidiorida; Sarcocystidae
Product: DNA-directed RNA polymerase I RPA1
Exons: 33
Coding region: 1-8229 (2742 amino acids)
Biological process (GO): DNA-templated transcription
Cellular component (GO): RNA polymerase I complex
Molecular function (GO): DNA-directed RNA polymerase activity; DNA binding
Source: RefSeq, a predicted model, not a curated record